This is a messenger RNA of Liolophura sinensis, 657 nucleotides long. RefSeq names its product peritrophin-1-like. Gene Ontology annotation, cellular component: extracellular region. The record is from RefSeq and is a predicted model, not a curated record. Gene Ontology annotation, molecular function: chitin binding. Bases 1 to 657 code for a protein of 218 amino acids. The transcript has 3 exons. Lineage: Eukaryota; Metazoa; Mollusca; Polyplacophora; Chitonida; Chitonidae.
AUGUUUUGUUUCGGUCCUGAGGACAAUUUUGGAGCAGAAAAGGGCUGUAAAGACCCGUGGACAUCAGAAUGGACCAGAGACAGCGCUGAUUGUUCCACUGUGUAUUUCUGUGUUCUGGGAAAAGUCAUCCAACAGCUUCAGUGCAAUGACAGUCGGGUUUGGUCCAACCAUGGUCACGCAUGCGUAGAACCCAUGUCCCAGUGGGAUGACUGCAAUUUUACACCGACAACUCCAAUUAUAAAUGACCCUCGCUGUGUGGACCCUAACGGCGUGAACCCUGACCCGGAUAACUGUGCCCAGUUUCUAGCCUGUACUAACCGGACUGUCGUGGCCACCAUGCAAUGUCCGGAAAAUACCCUGUUUUCGACCGCAAACAACACCUGCGAACUAAGUUUCUUGGUUGCCGAGGAAUGCAUGAACCGUGUGAUCCCGGAGGACGUUGUCGUCACCACUGCCAGUCCUGUCAUAGACGUCCCUUGCGAGGGAACAAAGAAUGGUGAUGUGGCGGAUCACACGCAUUGCGCCAGGUUUUACAAGUGCAACCACGGUCGUGUUGUGGCGCGCAUAAAAUGCCCCUCCGGAAGUGCCUUUUCCACCAUAAAAAACAAGUGUGACUGGCUGGCGUCGGUAGAGUGCGGAGAAAGACAACUCACAUAA